Cylas formicarius (sweet potato weevil) is the source of this 3164-nucleotide messenger RNA. It is a transcript of the gene Sirt1, whose product is annotated as NAD-dependent protein deacetylase sirtuin-1. Gene Ontology annotation, molecular function: NAD+ binding. Lineage: Eukaryota; Metazoa; Arthropoda; Insecta; Coleoptera; Brentidae. The record is from RefSeq and is a predicted model, not a curated record. The coding region runs from base 60 to 2093 and encodes 677 amino acids. The transcript is spliced from 7 exons.
GCGGUCGUCGUCCGCUUCCGGUAUUAGUCUCUUCCAAAAGGUUUUUAUUCGUGUCAAAGAUGGAUUCCUAUCCUGACGUGCAAGACUACGAAUCGAGUGCAAAAAGAAUAAAACUGGAUAUUUCUGGGUCUAAAUUUGACGAAAUAUCCGACGGAAAUGGAUUUUCGCGUUUUUCCACGUCAAUUUCGAGUUCGAUCGACAUCACAGAAGCCACAACAACAGAUUGCGAUUCAGGAUAUGAAGCAUCUACCAUGGAGUCUAGAACUCCCUCACAUCACACAUCUCCGCACACUGAUUCUGGAGACAUGCAUGGGAGUUUGUGUAGUUUAUCAGAGUCUUUUUUUCAAACCCCUACACACACAGAUCAAUUGGAAAUAUCACAGGACAGUCUUGAAGUAGAUGAUGAUAAUGCAUCAACAGUAAGCCAUUUAAGUGAACUUAGCGGGUUAUCAGACUUGAGCGGGCAAGAAUGGAAACCUAUGGCAGGCAGUAUGAUUUGGAUUCAACACCAAAUGCAGAAAGGCAUGAGUCCGCGGUUGUUAUUGACAGAACUUGGUGUUGAUCUUGAUCAAGUUCCGCAGUAUGUUGAUGAUCUUACUUUGUGGAAAAUCAUAAUUAAUAUGCUGGCUGAACCGCCUAGAAGGAAUAAACUUAGGCAUGUCAAUUCACUAGAUGAUGUAGUUCGCUUGUUAAAAGGUGCUCAAAAUGUAAUUGUCCUCACCGGCGCUGGGGUGUCAGUAUCAUGUGGCAUCCCCGAUUUUAGGUCCCGUGAUGGGAUUUAUUCCAGGCUAGCAAUAGAUUUUCCAAACUUGCCAGAUCCUCAGGCUAUGUUCGACAUCAAUUUUUUUAUUCAGGACCCUAGGCCUUUUUUUAAAUUCGCAAGAGACAUAUAUCCAGGGAAAUUUAAGCCUAGCCCAUGCCACAGGUUUAUAAAAUUGUUGGAGGAGCAUAGAAAAUUGUUAAGGAACUACACGCAAAAUAUUGAUACUUUAGAGAAGGAAGCUGGUAUCGACAGUGUUAUCGAAUGUCAUGGUUCCUUUGCCACCGCCACCUGUACCAAGUGUGAUCAUAAGGUUAGCGCUGACAAAAUCCGGGAUAUCGUUCUGGAACAGAAAAUACCACUUUGCGAAGUAUGCCAUGAAAAUAAACCAAAUUUUGUUUCUACUGAUGACUUAGGAAGCAGCAUUACAGAUUUUAAAGACUUGGUCAUGUCUGGAAUAAUGAAACCAGACAUAGUGUUCUUUGGUGAAGGACUGCCUGAUACCUUUCACCAAGCGAUGGCCAAUGAUAAGUUGGAUUGUGACUUGCUCCUUGUCAUUGGUAGUUCCCUGAAGGUGAGGCCAGUUGCCUUGAUCCCCAGUUCAUUGCCGGCCCAUGUGCCGCAAAUACUGAUCAAUAGGGAGCCCUUGCCGCAUUGUCAUUUUGAUGUUGAGCUGCUUGGGGACUGCGAUGUCAUCAUCAAUCAUCUUUGUCAACUAUUGGGCAGAAACUGGGAAAGGGGCGUGUACAACGCUCAGACCCUGUCGGAAGUUCCUAACUUGUUGCCCUACAAAGAAACGCACUCCUUCAACUUCGACAAAUGGCGGGAGAGCGAAAAACCGAACGCCGUCGGACUAAAAUCGGAUGAAUAUAGUACAAAGGGGUGCCACGUAUCCACGUCGUGCUCGUGUAACACGUCAAUUAUAGAAAACCCCGAAGAAAUAGUAGAAGGUAAGUGUUCGAAAGAAAGGCAUAUGAGCAUCGAUUCAGCGCGGGACUCGGGCAUCGGCGACAAUUCGAAUUUCGCCGACCUGGAGAGCGAGAGCAAGGAGGCGAGCACUUUUCAAUUGGAAUUGGCCAUCAACGACUCGCAAUGCGGUGGGUACAAGAAGGAGGCGGCUUGCAGCUCGGACAUGCGCGGUUUCUGGCAGCCGAAAGUCAAGCAGAGCCUCGCGGAUCGCCUGCCGGAUAACUCGUUCCACUUGGUACCGCCCAGCCGGUACAUAUUUCCCGGCGCCGAGGUUUAUUACGAUCCCGACGAGAAGUCGUCGUGCCGGGACGAUUCCAGUUCCUCCGACAGUCUGGACGACUCCGACUGCUGCGAGAAAGAUUAAAUUGUUUCCCCGGGUGACAGGUACCAAUCAAAAUGGCUGAUCCUACUUCAUCACAAAUACAGCGUACUAAAGGUUUGCUUGGUCCAUACCUCUGUGUUGUGCAUUGGACUUGAGCCAUCGAAUUGUGAUGUUUAAAAGUGGGGAAACGGUGAAAUAUUCACAGGACGUUUUUAAACAUAACACAGUAAUGCAAUAAGUAUUUUGAAGUUGUUAAAAUUUAACGUCACCCCUCGUAUGGAUACGAGAGGGUUUUUAAAAUGAUCGGCAUUGUCCUUUUUUAUCAGGCCAGACAUUACUUAGUUUAUAUGGAUUACACAAAUUUAUAUUUCUAGCCAAAAAACUACUGAAGUGUGCCCAAUUUAUUUUACCUAAACCAAAUGCUGAAGUAAUAAUACCUAUUAUGUAAAAAUAGUUCUUCCUUGAGGUCUUAUGAUAAAAAUAAAUAUUAUGAUAAUGUGGGUUAAGAGCAUUUUUUUAAUUUUGUAGAUAUGAUGUAGUUCAUUAUUUGCACUUAGUCACUCUGUGUAGUUUUUAGUUUUAUUUUUCCUGUAAAAUAAGAAAAAACAGCGCCUACCUUAGCUAGGGUAUUCGGCGCUUUUUCCUUGAGGUUGUGCACAAAGUGUAUUUUUUAUAUAGUAAUCUGUAAAAAGUUCUAACUAAAUUUUGUAAAUAAUAAACUUUUAUUGGGUUUAUAAUUCAGAUCAUACUCUGGAUGUGUUCCAUGUUUAACAAAAUUUCAAUAUCUUAAUUACGGAGAAAUAAAACAUGAUUUUCUAUGUUGAAUAAUUACUAAUGUAAUAUAAAAGUAAGUUUUUUAUAUGAUUUUGUAUUACCUUGUUUAAGUUUUUUCGUAUUAUUUCUAGUGUAAACAUAGGAAUUAUUUUUUUACGAGUAUUUAUUUAAAUGUUUGUGUCUUGCUGAUACGAUGGAAAUUUAGUUGAUAUUAUCUAGUUUAUAGCGAAAGAAAAGUGAAAAAUGGAACCUAUAAUUUUGUAUUGAUGCGAUUUUCUAUUUAACAAAUAUGUUUGUGUGUAAAUAUUUCCAAACGGUACUGAAGCAAUAAAAUCUUGU